GCUGUGCAUCAUCCUGUCCACCUUGGCCGUGGGUCCUGCGAUGAAGGUGGUCCUCCUCGCCCCGCCCUCGACGCCGGGGAUCAGCGCCCCACGCCCGCGCACCUUCCCCCUCCACGCCCUCUCCUUCAACUUCUUCAGGAACCUGGUGGUGCAAGGGAACCUCCUGCGCGUCAAGGGCUGGCCGGGGAGGUUCGUCCUCUUUUUCUGGUACCUCUUCUGCUUUUAUAUCUACGCCUUGUACUCGGGAACGCUGACAGCUGUUUUGGCUGUCCCUGCCUUCGAACGACCCAUUAACACCCUCAGCGACCUUUCGAAAGCCAAGGAAAAUGGGUACACGAUCGGCACUAUUCAAGACUCUAGCCUCGAAUUCAUCUUUAAGGAUCUUACUUGGCCUGAUGAGGAAACUUUGGCGUCCGAAAUGUCAUUCUGGUCCUAAUGCAGUUGUGUUUCAUUUUAUCUGAAUAAACGUUCU
Messenger RNA from Penaeus monodon (black tiger shrimp), 472 nucleotides. RefSeq lists its product as uncharacterized. The record is from RefSeq and is a predicted model, not a curated record. Bases 41 to 436 code for a protein of 131 amino acids. Gene Ontology annotation, molecular function: ligand-gated monoatomic ion channel activity. Gene Ontology annotation, cellular component: membrane. NCBI's taxonomy places the organism in Eukaryota, Metazoa, Arthropoda, Malacostraca, Decapoda, Penaeidae. The transcript is spliced from 3 exons.